Messenger RNA from Patella vulgata (common limpet), 5133 nucleotides. Its product is annotated as protein diaphanous homolog 2-like. Lineage: Eukaryota; Metazoa; Mollusca; Gastropoda; Patellidae. Gene Ontology annotation, biological process: actin filament polymerization; actin cytoskeleton organization. The record is from RefSeq and is a predicted model, not a curated record. Gene Ontology annotation, molecular function: actin binding; small GTPase binding; microtubule binding. Gene Ontology annotation, cellular component: cytoplasm; actin filament. Bases 829 to 4146 code for a protein of 1105 amino acids. The transcript is spliced from 25 exons.
GGAGGAGAUCUAUUGAUUGAAAAACUUAAUUGAUUACAACGUGGUCAAGUUUUAGUGUAAAUGCAUUAAACUAACAGUGAUAGUAAAGCUGUCAACAAAAAAAUAGUGUUUUUCGCCGUAUUCAGUCCUGCACGUGAACAGGUGGCCGCCCAGAUGUGACAGCAAUUUUGAUAGGCUGUGUCAUGUCCUUAUUGUGUACAUAUUGUAAUGGCGGAAACAGUUGACUAAAUCUAAAUGGGAAGUGUAACUUCUGCGUUAACUUGAAUUAUAUUCGUCGAGUUUCUUUCAUUUAGGUACUGAUGAUUGUAAGAACUAACUAGUAACUAAACAAUGUUUGAUUUCUAAAGGUUAUGAUUAAACCAACGUCCAAAGAACCCCAAAAGUGUCAAAAAUCGAGAUCUCUUUAUCUUGACUCACCACCCUUCUCUUGAGUUUAAAUUGGAUGACUUGAUCAAGAUAUAAUAAUAUAUUAUAAAUAUAGUUGAUACUUAUGAAAUGCAUGAUAACAUGGGCAGUAAUAUCAAGUUGCUUAGUGGAUGGGUUUUAUAUGGUACCCUGCAUUUAAUUUCUAAUAUACAACUUUCACUGAAAAGACCAUCCACUUUUGUAGAACUUUGAAAUAAUAAAAACGACUGUUGUUAUUUCGACAGUGUCAAUGUCACUGAAUGUGAAACCAAUAACUGAGUAAGUUCGGAAUUAAGCCUGUUGUAAUCAAUUAUUUAAUGAAGUGAUUGGUAAUUGGCAUUGAUAUCCAGAUAAAACUAUAAAAGGCAAAGAUAGAUAGGAUUGUAAAUUUAAAUAAUUGGAAGGUAAAGCACAGGAAUCAAAAUGGAUAAGAAAGACUCAAAAGAUAAAAGAAAUAGUUUUUUUGAUAAAGUGGGAGGGACAUUUAGAAUGGGUAAAGAAAGAAAUAAACCAAAGAGUGUAUCCAGCUAUCCUAAAGGUGGUUUUCAAGAUGAUGAUGGUGGUUUUACACCAGAUCCCUUUUCACAGAUGACUGAUAAAGACAUAAAUGAAAAAUUUGAAAAACUGUUGGAUGACAUGAAUUUAACAGAAGAGAAAAAGGCUCCAUUAAGACAGAGAGACGUAAAAUUAAAACGUUCAAUGCUUUCUAUGCACUACAAAGGGGCCACUAAGCCUGAUAAAGAAACACCACAAGAAUUUAUACAAGAAUUACAAAAUGCUGAUUUAAAAGGAGAUAAAAGAUUGCGAGUUUUAGAAUCAUUGCGUGUUUCUUUAACUAGUAAUCCUGUCAGUUGGGUACAAGAAUUUGGAGAAAAAGGAUUUAAUGGAAUAUUAAGAAAUUUAACAUACUGCUGUGAUUCUAAAGCUGAAAGAAGAAGUACAUACGAGUGUGUGCGGUGUUUAAAGGCGUUUAUGAACAACAAGUUUGGUUUAUUACAAAUAUUAAACCAUGAAGAAGCCUUAAUAAUAUUAGCUCGUACCAUAGACCCGUCUGAUCCUGCUACCAUGUUAGAAGCUGUCAGAAUAUUGGCAGCUUUAUGUCUAGUCCCUCCUAAUGGUCAAGAGAAAUCUUUAGAAGGAAUAACAGUUUGUGGAGAAAUUAGAAGUCAAGAUAGGUUUAUACCUAUAAUUAUGGGUUUAGGCAUGAGUGAUAAUCUACCCAUGCAGGUAGCCUGUAUGCAGUUAGUAAAUGCCAUUGUUAGUACACCAGAAGAUUUAGAUUUUAGAUUACAUUUGAGAAAUGAAUUUAUGAGAACUGGUUUAAAUCAACUUUUAACUCAAUUAGAAAAAUCUAUUGAUAGUGAAUUAAAGACACAUGUAAAUAUUUUUAAUGAACAUAAAGAAGAAGAUCAUGAAGAGUUUUCACAUCGUUAUGACAAUAUUCGUUUGGAGUUGGAUGAUCCUGAGGCGUGUUUUAAAAUAAUAAUCAAUACAGUAGGAAAUACAGUAGCUGAACCAUAUUUUUUAUCAAUAUUACAACAUUUAUUAUCUAUCAGAGAUGAUACAUACUCCAGACCUCAGUAUUAUAAAUUAAUAGAAGAAUGUGUUACUCAGAUAGUUUUACAUAGAAAUGGUGUAGAUCCAGAUUUUAAAACACAGAGAUUUGAAAUAGAUGUAGAACCUUUACUUAGCAAUUUAACUGAAAAAUUUGAAGAUUCCGAGCUAACAGGUGGUGGAUUAAGUGCUAAAUUAGAAAGUGCUCUAACAUCUAAACAAGAAGCAGAGGCUAAAACAACAGGUUUAGAAGAAAAAUUAAAACAAUUAGAACAGGAAAAUACACAAUUAAAACAAAAGUUAAAUGAUGGAAUAGGUGCUGUUGUUAGUUCAGCUAUAUCUAAAGGAGUGCCAGGAGCCCCUCCUGGACCAGGAGGAGGUCCCCCGCCACCACCACCUCCACCUGGACCAGGAGGAGGUCCUCCACCACCACCACCACCACCGCCCCCAGGUGGAGGUCCACCACCUCCUCCACCACCACCAGGAAUGGGGGGGCCCCCUCCUCCACCAGGCGUCCCUCGUCCUCCUGGUAUGCCAGGUAUUCCAGGCCCUCCAGGUAUACCAUCACCACCAACUAAUGUUUUACCAUUUGGAAUGACAAUGAAGAAGAAAUACUCAACAAAUACGCAAACCAAAAGAUUAAAUUGGAACAAAGUUAAUGUAAGGAAUUUGGAUGAAGAGGCACUGUGGGUGAAGUUAAAUGAAGAAGAGUUGGAAACUGAGGCUUUAUUAAAAGGAUUAGAAUCGAAUUUUGCUGUGAAGGCAGCUCCUGUAAAAGAGAUUGACGGUGUGGAAGUAAAGAAACAAGGUAGAAAAGUGAAAGAAUUAAAAGUUUUAGAUGGUAAAAUGGGCCAAAAUUUAUCCAUCUUUCUUGGUUCUAUCAAAGUACCAUAUGCUGAAAUAAAGAGACGUAUCCUAGCUAUGGAUGAAGAAAAUUUAUCCGCUCAAGUUAUUGAUCAACUUAUUAAAUUUAUGCCGUCCCCAGAAGAAAUGAACAAAAUAGCAGCAUUAAAAGAUGAUUACAAUGAUUUGGCUGAAGCUGAACAGUUCUGUCUUACAAUGAGUAGUAUUAAAAGACUUACACCACGUUUAAAAUCUAUGCUAUUCAAAAUGGGAUUUGCAGAAGCUGUUGCAGAUAUUAAACCAGAUUUAGUAGCAGCAACUGAGGCUUGUGAAGAAGUUCUUAACAGUAAAAAGUUUGCUAAAUUAAUGGAAUUAGUCUUACUUGUUGGAAAUUAUUUAAAUGCAGGUUCUAGGAAUGCGCAAACAGUUGGUUUUGAUAUCAGCUUUUUAACGAAGUUGAAUAAUACAAAAUCUCAGGAUGGAAAAACCACAUUAUUAAACUUUUUAGCUGAGAUUGUUGAGGAUAAAUAUCCUGAUAUAGCUGGAUUUAUUGAUGAAUUAUCAUAUACAGAUAAAGCAGCACGAGUCUCUGAUGAACAGUUAACAAAAAAUUUAAAGGCAAUGGAAACGCAAUUAAAACAGUUAGAAAUUGAUCUGAAAAAUAUGAACAAGCAGCAAAUGGAAGGAGAUCAGUUUGCAAAUGUUAUGAAUAAGUUUGUAACUACAGCUAGAGAUCAGUAUGAAGUAUUAAACAAUAUGUACAAAAAAGUUGAUACUUUAUUUACUAAACUUUCUAAAUAUCUUACUUUUGACAACAAAAAAUACUCUUUAGAAGAAUUCUUCACAGAUUUAAAAACAUUUAAAGAAUGUUAUGUGGCAGCACAGAAAGAAAAUAUCAAAAUACGAGAAACCAAUGAAAAGAUUAGAAGAGCUCAAGAAUCACGAGAAAAAGCUGAACGUGAAAAGAAAGAUAAAAAAGCCAGACAGAGAGCGUUAUUAGAUAUGACAACAGAUGAUGACCAAGAGGGUGUGAUGGAUAAUCUACUUGAAGCAUUAAAAACAGGUUCUGCAUUUAGUGUUAAUCGAGAAAAACGUGAUAAUAAACGAAAGACUCCUAGAGCAGCUGGAGCGGAACGGAGGGCUCAGCUUGCACGCUCCAGGUCUAGACAAAACCUCCUCAACCUAGACAAUUCAACAGCCCGUGAAAUAAACUUUGAUGAUUCCAACAUGUCCAGUCUGGAUUCUCCUGUGAAAGUAACUCGCACACGGCGAUCACCUCAAAAUAAAGACGAUAAUGAAGGAUCUGAGGCUGAAAAAUUACUUGCUAGACUGAAACAGUUAUAAACAACUUCCUCAUGUUUAAACACUUCUGCUAUAAUAUUAUAUCCUGUUGGAAUGAUGCUUUAUGUUUAUCUGGUUGGUAAAAACGAUCAUUUCUGUUUGUUCAAUAGAUAGUUGUGAUAAUUUCUAUUUAUCCAGUGGGCAAUUAAAAUGACUUCUUUUUAUCCACUGGGUGUGAGUAAUUAUGAUCAAUUUGUAUUUAUCCAAUAAGUGAUUUCCAUUUAUCCAGUAGAUACUAAUGAUGACUUAUAUUUAUUCAGUGGGUAAUUAUGAUUUAAUGUGUUUUAACAUUCCUUACCAACAGAUUAUCAAUGCAUAAAUAUUUAGUGUAGUAGCUAAUGGCAUCUUUAAUAUUAAAAGAGUACCUUAUUAUAUAUUUUAUCUACCUACAUAUAAUACAGUAUCGAAACUGUGGGUUAUUAGGAUUGAUUAAUUGAUUUUAACACUGUGUGACUAUAUAAUCCAAGUGAGUUGUGAACUUGUAAGUUUGCAUGUUGUGUUAAAUUUAGUUUGAAGCUUAUAAAAUCAGAUUGUAUACUUUAAAUAAAAUCAUAUGAAUAAUAUUCUGUUCAAUUUAGGUUGUGAUUUAUAAUACUAUUAAGUAUAUUUUUAUGAUUUGUUUUACUGCUGAAAAUGUUUGAAUGCAGUUUGCUUAUGACAGGCAAAACUCAUUAACAUUAUCAAUAACACGAAUUAGUUCAAAUCAAUCUCUUCUUUACAAUUAAGGUUAUUGAAGCAAUCACUUUUGAUGUUCUCUAGUUCAUCUUAAAUAUUUCCAAACUGUACAUUUUGAGGGUUUUUUAUGUUUUAUAAAGCCUGUCUUCCAAUGUAUCAAGCUCCCUUUAUUUUCUCUUCUGAAUAAUUUGAUGGGAAUUAUGUACAUUAUUAUGGAAAACCAAACAGUUCUUUAUUCAGUGUUCUUAAUUGAUAGCCCUUACUUCUUAUUUCUUCAUUUGUUGUUGUAUUUCAACAUUUGUAUACUAGAAUUAA